Messenger RNA from Coffea eugenioides, 971 nucleotides. RefSeq lists its product as uncharacterized. The transcript has a single exon. Bases 21 to 893 code for a protein of 290 amino acids. Gene Ontology annotation, molecular function: hydrolase activity, acting on ester bonds. Lineage: Eukaryota; Viridiplantae; Streptophyta; Magnoliopsida; Gentianales; Rubiaceae. The record is from RefSeq and is a predicted model, not a curated record.
UAGGUCAUCAACAUAGAGGGAUGAAAUUGUUUGAUGCUCAUUGUCACCUCCAAGAUCCAAGAAUCCAUAAAAUCUCCCCUCAGAUAAUCAAAACAGCCCUUGAUGCAGGAGUAGUCCAUAUUGCUGUCAAUGGAGUUUCUGAAAAAGACUGGCAGUCGGUGAAAGAAAUGAGUGGAGGCAAUCUUUGUAUUAUUCCAAACUUUGGUCUCCAUCCCUGGUUUAUCCCUGACAGAACUCCCAAUUGGCUGAACAAUUUGAAGGAAUUUCUCGAGUGGACCCCUGAAGCUGCAGUUGGAGAGAUUGGAUUGGACAAAGCACCAUGGGCAAGUCAUGUUGAUUAUGCAGAUCAACUUGAAGUUUUUAGUCAGCAGCUUCAACUUGCCAAGGAACUCAAUAGGCCAGCAUCAAUUCAUUGUGUGGAAGCUUUUGAUGAUAUGAUUGAAAUAUUGAAAUCUUUAGGGCCAUUCCCUGCUGGUUUCUUGCUUCAUUCUUACAUGGGUUCUGCUGAAUUAGUUCCUGAACUAGCUAAUCUUGGUGCUUAUUUUUCGAUUUCCGGGCAUCUUAUGCCUGUGGAAGAAAGCAAGGCAAAGAAGAUUCUGCAGGCAAUUCCUCUUGAAAGAAUUUUACUAGAAACUGAUGCCCCAGAUGCUUUACCAAAAUCAUUACAUUCAGGUUGUUUGCCUAUUGUUGCCAAGGAAGCUUCUAUACUCCAAGAUGAGGGAGGAGACAGAUCAGAGUUGGCAAUAGAUACCCUAAAUCAUCCAGCCAACAUUCAUCAUGUGCUUAACUAUGUUGCAUUUUUACUUGAGAUGGACAAAGAAGAACUUGCUCAGAUAAGCUAUGAGAAUGCAAGAAACAUCUUCUCUUAUGAAGGUUCAAAAUUUUCUGCUUGAAGGUCACAUUUGUGCUUUGAUUACAACAGUUUGAAAUCAGGAAGGAUAGAUUGUCAUAUCAUAUGGAAUGUUACAACU